AUGAUCGCGAAACAGGCCGAGAGGGCUAAGAAACAGCGGAAAAUAAUCGAAAACAGGAGGGCGGAACAACACAAGGCAAAUGCUGACAGGAGGAUGGAGGAAAGGGAUGUAGAGCGGGUAGAGGAAAGGGAUGCAGAGCGGGUAGAGGAAAGGGAUGCAGAGCGGGUAGAGGAAAGGGAUGCAGAGCGGGUAGAGGAAAGGGAUGCAGAGCGGGUAGAGGAAAGGGAUGCAGAGCGGGUAGAGGAAAGGGAUGCAGAGCGGGUAGAGGAAAGGGAUGCAGAGCGGGUAGAGGAAAGGGAUGCAGAGCGGGUAGAGGAAAGGAAUGCAGAGCGGGUAGAGGAAAGGGAUGUAGUGCGGGUAGAGGAAAGGGAUGCAGAGCGGGUAGAGGAAAGGGAUGCAGAGCGGGUAGAGGAAAGGGAUGCAGAGCGGGUAGAGGAAAGAGCGGAGCGGGUAGAGGAAAGGGAUGCAGAGCGGGUAGAGGAAAGGGAUGUAGUGCGGGUAGAGGAAAGGGAUGCAGAGCGGGUAGAGGAAAGGGAUGCAGAGCGGGUAGAGGAAAGGGAUGCAGAGCGGGUAGAGGAAAGGGAUGCAGAGCGGGUAGAGGAAAGGGAUGUAGUGCGGGUAGAAGAAAAGGGAUGCAGAGCGGACAUGACACAUGAAAAACGCCGCGCUAAACAUUAG
Molecule: messenger RNA, 678 nt
Organism: Dreissena polymorpha
Lineage: Eukaryota; Metazoa; Mollusca; Bivalvia; Myida; Dreissenidae
Product: nipped-B-like protein B
Exons: 3
Coding region: 1-678 (225 amino acids)
Source: RefSeq, a predicted model, not a curated record